CGUCAGUAGAGCACUGUCGAGACGAGCAUUCAGAGGUGGACGCUGUAAAUAGAGUUUUCCUCACAGUGGUAUAAACAGACCACAGCUAUGAACUGGAAUAAGGGAGGCCCAGCGGGGAAGCGAGGCUUUGGAUUUGGUGGCUUCUCUCUGGCCGGAGGGAAGAAAGAAGAUCCUCUGCCGCAGCCAUCACACAACUCGUUUGGAGCUUCAGGGUCAGCUGGAGGUUAUGGCAAGAAUCAGCAGCUCCCAGCCUUCUACAAAAUAGGCACUAAAAGAGCCAACUUCGACGAGGAGAAUGCAUAUUUUGAGGAUGAUGAAGAGGAGGCAAGCACCAAUGACCUGCCCUACAUCCCAGCUGAGAACUCCCCAACCCGAAAACAGUUCCAGUCUGGAGGGGGACAUGGCUCAGACAGUGACGAUGAUCCACUGGAUGCCUUCAUGGCGGAGGUUGAGAAUCAAGCAGCUAAGGAUAUGAAGAAAUUGGAGGAAAAGGAGAAAAAGACUGCCAAGGGUAUACGAGAUGACAUUGAAGAGGAAGAUGACCAAGAGGCCUAUUUCCGCUACAUGGCCGAGAACCCCACGGCCGGCCUGACCCAGGAGGAGGAGGAGGAGAACAUCGAUUACGACAGCGACGGCAAUCCCAUCGCUCCCACCACCAAGAAGAUCAUCUUGCCUCUUCCCCCGAUCGACCACACUGAGAUUGACUACCCUCCCUUUGAGAAGAAUUUCUAUCAGGAGCACGAAGAGCUCAACAUUCUGACGGGAACACAGGUGGUGGAUCUCAGACAGAAACUCAACCUCAGGGUGUCUGGAGCGGCGCCCCCUAAACCUUGCACAAGCUUUGCCCACUUCAGUUUUGACGAGCAGCUUAUGCACACGAUCCGCAAAUCGGAAUUCACGCAGCCCACACCCAUCCAGUGCCAGGGUCUGCCCAUUGCCCUGAGUGGCCGAGACAUGAUCGGCAUCGCCAAGACCGGCAGCGGCAAGACGGCGGCCUUCAUCUGGCCCAUGCUGGUGCACAUCAUGGACCAGAAGGAGCUGCAGCCGGGAGACGGGCCCAUCGCCAUCAUCGUGUGCCCCACCAGAGAGCUCUGUCAGCAGAUCCACUCUGAGUGCAAGCGCUUUGGGAAGGCGUACGGUCUGCGCUCCGUGGCCGUGUACGGAGGAGGCAGCAUGUGGGAGCAGGCCAAGGCCCUGCAGGAUGGAGCCGAGAUCGUGGUGUGCACUCCGGGUCGCCUCAUUGAUCACGUGAAGAAGAAGGCCACGUCGUUGCAGAGGGUCACCUACCUGGUGUUUGAUGAGGCCGACCGCAUGUUUGACAUGGGCUUUGAGUAUCAGGUUAGAUCCGUCGCCAGCCACGUCCGGCCAGACAGACAAACCCUGUUGUUCAGUGCCACAUUCCGUAAGAAGAUUGAGAGGCUGGCAAGAGAUAUCCUGGUCGACCCCAUCCGUGUCGUGCAGGGAGACAUUGGAGAGGCCAACGAGGACGUGACCCAGCUGGUGGAGGUGAUGCCGGCGGGCGUGGACAAGUGGGGCUGGCUGACGCGGCGGCUGGUGGAGUUCACCUCGGCCGGCUCCGUGCUCAUCUUCGUCACCAAGAAGGCCAACUGCGAGGAGCUGGCCACCAACCUGACGCAGGAGGGCUACUCGCUGGGCCUGCUGCACGGCGACAUGGACCAGAGCGAGAGGAACAAGGUCAUCGCCGACUUCAAGAAGAAGAGCCUGCCCGUGCUGGUGGCCACCGACGUGGCAGCCCGUGGUCUGGACAUUCCAUCCAUCCGCACUGUGGUCAACUACGACGUGGCUCGUGACAUCGACACGCACACACACAGGAUUGGUCGAACAGGUCGUGCUGGAGAAAAGGGUGUGGCCUACACCCUUCUCACCAAUAAAGACACCUCAUUUGCUGGAGACCUUGUUCGUAACCUGGAGGGAGCCAACCAAAGUGUCUCAAAGGACCUUAUGGACCUUGCCAUGCAGAAUUCUUGGUUCAGGAAGUCCCGCUUUAAGGGAGGCAAAGGGAAGAAGAUCAACAUUGGCGGCGGAGGCCUGGGGUACAGAGAGAGACCAGGCUUAGGAGCAGACACUUCGGAGCGUAGUGCUGGUGCAAGUGGAGCCUCUGCCCUUGGGAACUACGAGCCUUUCAAGCCCGCCACAGGAGGAGCCAUGGGAGACCGCAUGUCAGCCAUGAAACAGGCUUUCCAGUCCCAGUAUAAGAACCACUUUGUGGCUGCGUCAGGCCACGUUCCCAAGCUCUCCACCAAAGCCAGCAGCACGUCGGGUUGGACCAGCGCCGGGAGCCUGAGCUCGGUGCCCAGUGGGAACCCCGAGGGCCUGGACCGACCCACCGCGGCACCUCCGGUGGCAGCCUUUGCCGCCAUGCCCCCUCCGCCGCCAGCUCUUAGCAUUGGCACCAAGUUGGCGGGUUUCGCCAGCGCCGGUUCCCUGAGCUGCGUGCCCGACAGCCCCCGUGGUGAUCGCUACGAAGAGGAGCGCAGUCGCCACAGCGACCGCAGCUCAGGCGGAGGAGAGCGGGAGCGGGACCGCGAGCGAGAUCGGGAACGGGAACGAGACCGCGAUCGCGAGCGCCACAGCGACCGCGCCGACCGCCACGGCGACCACCGUGAACGCGACCGCCACGGAGACCGGGACCGCGAGCGCCACAGCGACAGCCGGAACGGCGGCGGCGGCAGCGGCCGAAGGGAGAGGGACGGACGCUCGGAACGGGAGGAGCGCGAGGAUCGUGAGGAGCGCGAGGAGCGUGAGGAUCGGGAGGAGCGUGAGGAUCGCGAGGAGCGUGAGGAGCGCGGGGCCGGCUUCGCCGUCCCAGACCUGCCCCGGCGCAAGAAGAGCCGAUGGGACAACUGAGACGUCCACUGGGGUACACUGCUCUCACUCAGCAACAGCAACCGCAACACUGCAGGGGGAGGGGAGGAGAGAAACCAACAACAGCCUUCUCUGCCCCUCCACUGGGGAUGGAUGGACUGCUUGGCCAUGAGGAGGUGCUGUUGCUGUUGUUGAGUUUGGGAGUGCAUCCGUUUUUACUUCCCAGAACUGUAGCAGUAUUUCAGCUACCAUCUCUACUCCACCACCUUUCCUGGAUGAGCAUGUAGCUUCAUCCUCCCCCCCUCCCCCGGUGUCAGUCCAUCUUGUAUUUGUGGGAUGGGGGGGGGGGAUGAGGAUGACAUCACGGUAUCCCAGUGUUGCAGAGGUCUUGUCGUCAUAUCUUCUGUUGUCUUUCUGCCGAUGUCUGCAGACAGGCGUCCGUUGGUAACCAGCGUUCUUCCGAGUUUCCCUGUAAAGUUUGCUGUUUGUAUGAAGUCAUUUAAUGUGUUGAUAUGAAACUUAGUUAAACAAAUUUAAGUGUUAGAUCUCUUGAGUUGGUGGCUGAAGAUUUUUAGCUGUGCCUUUGAUCAUGCACAGAGAUUGUCAUUUGUCCUUUUAAAAUGCUUAACAAGGGACGUGUGUGAGUGUUUGUGUCUGUGUGUCUGUCUGCGCGUGUGUGUGCGCGUGUGUGUGCGCGUGUUGUGUGUGUACGCGUGUUGUGUGUGUGUGUGUGUGUGUGGGUGCGUGCAAAGGACCGUGUGUGCGCGCAUGUGCAAAGGACGGCACUGAACCAUUUGUGCAGUGAGAAGAUGAGGCAUAAAAAGGCAAAUAAAAAAAAAUACUGGGGUGUCUAUGUUGUGUAGUUCUGCUGAACCAGCUAUAAUCCACCACUGUUUUAUUUUACUUUUUUUUUGUAAAUCUUUGCGUCCUUUUCCCCCCCUUAUUUUUAUCUCCUUUGUUUGUAAAGCAACAGACUGGAGCCAAAGGCUCUGCUAACACGAUGAUCACAGGAUCCCGAUCCUGCUAACACCAAACUCACGGGACAUGCUAGCCUGUGGUACUGGACACUGAGCACGGAAAUAAAAGUACAAACGCAUCCCUUUACCAACAAGAGAUGAUGUUCAUAUCUGAGCAGCUAUUGGGCGCUAUCUUGUUUUGACUACCUUGUUGUACUCCAUUGUCAUCACAACUCUGUCCACAAACCUCUUUGUCAGGUGAUGCCGAACUAGCUUCAAUAAAGUCUCUCUUCUCUUGUU
Sardina pilchardus (European sardine) is the source of this 4082-nucleotide messenger RNA. RefSeq names its product DEAD (Asp-Glu-Ala-Asp) box helicase 42 (gene ddx42). The transcript has 18 exons. The coding region runs from base 88 to 2868 and encodes 926 amino acids. Gene Ontology annotation, molecular function: nucleic acid binding; RNA helicase activity; ATP binding. Lineage: Eukaryota; Metazoa; Chordata; Actinopteri; Clupeiformes; Clupeidae. The record is from RefSeq and is a predicted model, not a curated record.